CAACUUACAGCUAUGGCAAAGUGUACCAGUGAUUCUUCGGACAGCGUCGCAAGGUUCACGGGGGAAAAAGAGGUGAACAUGUCGCCUAAGCACGUAUCUCGGUCUAGCAGCGUAGUGAAGAACUUACCUGCACAAAUCGCCACAAAGACGUCAAGUAUUGUUGAGGUGCCUGGUCAGCCGACCAAACAGCUCAAGCGAUCUGGGAGCUCACCAGAGUUUUCUGCCAAGGCUGACCAUCCUCAAGUGCCUUCAUCUGCUUCUGAUGCACCCAUUGAACCAGCGGCUGUGCGCAAAUGCUAUUCGCGAGAUGCUCUUCUUCAGAUGUCACUCUCGCCAUUGGCCACGCAGAUGCCUCCCGAUUUCCCUUCAUUGGACCCCGAAGUGGAGAAUGUGAUGGUAAAGCAGCACAUCACACCUUUUGACUCUUAUGGAUUCCGGCAAUGGAUGAUGCAUCAGGCCUCAGUCUCCGACUUUUUCUCAAGUUCUCCAGUUUCAUCCACACCACCGCUGUCUGAUGUAUCAGAGGUGGAAGACUCGAGUGUUGCCUGAAGAAUGCCUGUGUAGAAUGAAAACGCAUUUUGUUUUACCAUGUAGAUACUUUUAAUUUAGGUCAUAACACUCACUCUGAGUGACCCUAAUAAAAGUUUGUAAUAUGU
Rhipicephalus microplus (southern cattle tick) is the source of this 656-nucleotide messenger RNA. RefSeq lists its product as uncharacterized. NCBI's taxonomy places the organism in Eukaryota, Metazoa, Arthropoda, Arachnida, Ixodida, Ixodidae. The record is from RefSeq and is a predicted model, not a curated record.